AUGAUACUUGAUAGUGGUAUGCGCCAGAGGACUGCGCUGGACACCUUAGACGUCGUGGCAGAGAACGACAUUCGACAUGUCGGUGGACUCACUGGUAAGAAGCAGAUGCGAUCGCUAGGUCACCUAGGUCCGAUCGAAGAUGGAAGGGAGGAUGACGAAGGUCCCAAGAAGGGUGCUGCAGCUGCUCGCUUUCCACGAGCGGCUGUGAAGGUGCUCAAAGACUGGAUGCUCAUGCAUAUCGAACACCCAUACCCGACCGACGAAGAAAAGGAGACCCUGAAGCAGCAGACUGGCCUAUCGGUCGGCCAAAUCUCCAACUGGAUGGCGAACACAAGGCGAAGGCAGAAGGCUCGGCCCAAGCGAAGCGCUUCGCCAAGUCUUCGACCAUCAACAGAAGCUAUCAACAUCCCAGCAGGCAAGACCUGGGAAAGCAUGAGUACGUAUUCCGAGUCUGGUUUCACAAGAUCGCACAAAACUCUGGCUUCGUCCUCCACCGGAAAGUUCAUCACUUUUCGUGUGGGUGACAGGCGUUCAGAGGAUAGAGACAGGGACCCAGACACUAGCACAAUGGCUCAAAUGCCGGUGCUUCAGCAGCAGGAAUGUUUCGGUUAA
This is a messenger RNA of Alternaria hordeiaustralica, 612 nucleotides long. RefSeq lists its product as uncharacterized. Bases 1 to 612 code for a protein of 203 amino acids. The record is from RefSeq and is a predicted model, not a curated record. Lineage: Eukaryota; Fungi; Ascomycota; Dothideomycetes; Pleosporales; Pleosporaceae. The transcript is spliced from 3 exons. Gene Ontology annotation, biological process: regulation of DNA-templated transcription. Gene Ontology annotation, molecular function: DNA binding.